GUGUGUGUGUGGUAUUCUGAAUGAGUGUCAUGUUGUGUCUGUGGGUGGAGCCUUAGACCUGCUGGUGUCUGAUUGGCUGAUGUGUGUAGAGCAUCUGGAGGGAAGAGAUGCGGGCUCAGUGUGUGUGUGUGUGUCUGAAGUGAGGAGCAUCAGGACGGCUGAGCAUCAUGAAGUCGCAGCACAAGUGUGUGGUGGUGUUUGCGCUGGUGUGCUGCUGCGCUGUGCUGAUCGCGCUCAUAUUCUCCGCUGUGGACGUUUGGGGAGACGAGGAGGAAUCCUUCAAUGAGGGCCAGUGUGGACGCAGCUGCCGAGUUCUGCUGCUGGAGAAUAUCCCUGAAGACGUCUCUCUGCCCUAUGAAGACAGCGUUUCUCUGAGAUCUGCUCUGGGGGAUCUGCUGGACCAGGCCCGCCGCUCUGUGGAGAUCGUGUCUCCGAGAUGGACUCUCAAUUCAUCAGACCAAACACACCUUGCUCAGGCCAGACAGGGUCAGCUGUUGCUCCAUCAGCUCAUCUCUCUGCGCUCUCGAUCCGUCAGUGUGAGGGUGGUCAGUGGACUCUCAAACUCCUCCGAGCUCAACACACUCGCUAGAAGGGGUCAGUACAGGGCUUUAUCCAGCAAAACACACUGA
Danio rerio (zebrafish) is the source of this 629-nucleotide messenger RNA. Lineage: Eukaryota; Metazoa; Chordata; Actinopteri; Cypriniformes; Danionidae. The record is from RefSeq and is a predicted model, not a curated record.